CACUCUGAUCUCACACUCAACCAAACAAACAUUGCAAAUUCUGUCUCCAUGGCUCUUCCUUUUCUAGUAACAAAACCUCUUCACUUUCUUCUCCUCAUCUUCCUCAUUGCCCAUGCAAACCUUUCAACAUGCACCACCGUCACCACCACCGCCACCGCCGCUGCUGCUCUACUCUUGAAAGGCUCAGUUUCUUGUCUUGAUUGCACUUCUCUCCAAGACUUCUCAGGUGUGAAGGUGGCAGUGAGUUGCAGCCAUACUAGCCAAGUAGUAUCAACUCUAACCAACAAGAAGGGUGAAUUUGAAGUUAAACUCCCUUCAUCUUCAUCUUCAUCUUCAUCUUCAUCAGCUAAAUGUAUUGCUACUCUCCUUGGAGGCAAAGUUCAGCUCUGUGCCUACAGAAAAGACAUGGUUUCUAAACUUGUGAAACCUCAAGGAUCAACAUCAAAUUCUUUUGUCUUAACCACUCCUCUCAACUUCUUCACUACUUCAUGCCCAUCAAGAACAGUUCAUGCGCCUACCAUGUAUGAGAAACUUGAUGAUCAUGAUAGAUCAUCAUCAUCAUCACCUUCAACACCUGAGAACAUCCCUCAGCCUUAUCCAUGGGGACUUCCUCCACCUUGUUACUUCUGCCAUUUCUUGCCCAUCAUUGGAAUUCCAUAAAGGUUAUGGGCUUGAGCUUGCACUACUGUUUAGAAGUGUCAUCUUUAUAUAUAUAUAUAUAAAUAACAUGAUGUUCUCUUUAGUGUGUUAUGUAUAUGAUUAAGGCUUAUGUUUAUGUUUUAUGGUCUUAAUAAGCUUAAGUAUGUGUUUAGUUUGUUAUAUAUAUAUAUAUAUAUAGAGAGAGAGAGAGAGAGAGAUGAUGUAAUGGUGGCCAUAUGUUUGUGUUCUAUGUUUAAAUAUAUAGAUAAUUAAGCUAGUGCUAUUGUUACA
Molecule: messenger RNA, 930 nt
Organism: Dioscorea cayenensis subsp. rotundata (Guinea yam)
Lineage: Eukaryota; Viridiplantae; Streptophyta; Magnoliopsida; Dioscoreales; Dioscoreaceae
Exons: 2
Coding region: 49-660 (203 amino acids)
Source: RefSeq, a predicted model, not a curated record